AUGUCGCCCUCUGCAGUCAACAGCAAGGUCACACCACCGUACCAGCGACCCAAUCUAUACAUUCACGGCAUUGGAGUUGAAUACCCUCCUUACGAGAUCAAGCCAGAACAGUUGGCCACUCUGGCAAGGCGCCACUAUCCCAGCUCUCCAGCACUUGAGAAAGUGCUGACGAUCAACGAAUACACCGGCAUUGAUGCUCGUUCAGCAAUUGGAACAAUCGACCACCCUAUCGCCAACGGGCCUGAAGCUCCUUCAAUAGCCGAGCUGUGCGAAGUGUUUCUCGAUCAUGGCGUGAAGCUGUCCGUGCAGGCAUGUCGCAGAGCUCUCGAGCAAUGGGGAGGCGAUCUGUCAGAGAUCACGCACGUUGUUGCCACUACUUGCACGAAUUCCGCCAACCCUGGCUAUGAUCACUAUGUCGUCAAGCAGCUCGGCCUCAACCAGAGCAUAGAGAAGGUUCUCCUCCAUGGAGUUGGCUGCAGUGGAGGCUUAGCAGCACUGAGAACUGCUGCCAACAUCGCUCUUGGUGCCAGCUUCCGUCGAAAACCAGCGCGCAUCCUAGUCCUUGCGUGUGAAGUGUCUAGCAUCCUAGUCCGUUCUGAACUCGACUCGAUACACAAGGAUCAGGAGGUGAGGAUAGGUGUCGCGCUCUUCAGCGACUGCGCGUCUGCUGUAGUACUGGGAAAUGGCUUCAGUAAUCGGUACGAUGAAGAGCCGAUCCUGGAGCUUCUGGAUUGGGAUCACAGAAUCAUCGAAAACACCGAGAAGGAUCUCGGAUUUGACGUGGAUCCUGUUGGUUGGAAAGUCGUCUUGACUCAGCGAGUUCCCAAGCUCGCCUCGGCAGCAGUGCCGGCCAUGUUCGAGGAUCUAGUUGGGUCGAUCCCAGAAUUGGUCGAUGCCGGAAAGUUCAAGGCUGCUGAUUACGACUGGGCCCUUCAUCCCGGUGGUGCGACCGUUUUGAGUGGAAUUGAAAAGACCAUGCAUCUGAAGCCUGAACACCUCCGCGCCAGUUACGAGAUAUACAUCUCCCACGGGAACAGCUCCAGCGCAACCAUCUUCAGCGUAAUGGAUCGUUUGCUGAAGGGAGAAACCACCGAGCACAUUGUCGGAUGCGCCUUUGGGCCAGGCAUAGCUGUGGAGAUGAUGAUGUUCAAAAGGAGCGUUUCGGGGUCGAAUUCAGGAACAGCAAGUCCGACGGCGUCUCUAACGGAGACCCUUGUGGCUGAAGACGUCGACUGA
Molecule: messenger RNA, 1236 nt
Organism: Exophiala spinifera
Lineage: Eukaryota; Fungi; Ascomycota; Eurotiomycetes; Chaetothyriales; Herpotrichiellaceae
Exons: 3
Coding region: 1-1236 (411 amino acids)
Biological process (GO): polyketide biosynthetic process
Molecular function (GO): acyltransferase activity, transferring groups other than amino-acyl groups
Source: RefSeq, a predicted model, not a curated record